UAUUGGUGUUCAUAAAAUGUAUCAGUCGACUUUGGUAGAGCUUCACAGAACAUACACAUAUUACAUGGUCAUAUAGACAGGAUACUUAUAAAAACAAUCGAACAAUGGCAUACAAGAUGUUCUCCGUCGGGCUUGUUAUGCUCGCUUUCGUCGGUAUGAGCUUGUGUCAACAACAACAACAAUUCAACUCUGAUUUGCCGUCACAGUACUUGUCAUCCACCAUGUCACAGGGGUCCUUUCAGGGGUCGCCAGCAGUUGUCCAACAAGCACGUACCACAUUCGAUGACAUCGAAAGUCAAUCUGACAAACUAUCAUCUUCAAACUUGGAACAAUCACGGUCUUACCAAGAUGCUGUGCAACAACAAAAUCUAGCUCAAUCAUACCAGACAGCUUUCGGAAACACUGGUGUGCAGUACUCAACCGGUACGCCAAACUCUUAUCGUGGCAAUCAAGAUAGCCAACAGUACUACGCGCCAGCCACUCAACAGUCAGCCGAACCUAAAUUCAUCACCAAAGAAUCGUACUCGUCAUCCUUACCGGUAGUCAUUCCCGCGGCUACCCCAGCACAAUUUCAACCAGACUACAAACAACAAUUCACCACCCCCACUCAAGCUCAACAAGGCAUCUUUGGCACCGACGCUACUCAUGCUCAACAUGAAUACAGACAUCAUCAAGACUACAGAAAUCAAUAUUUUCCAUCCUUCGCUCAAGCUCAAGUAGAGUACAAACAACAGGUCGCUGCUCUUGAACAAGCGCAACUUGAGUACAAAAAACAGUUCGCUGCUAUAAGUCAGACUCAACAAGAACUUAAACAACAGUUCGCUGCACCAGUUAAAGCUCAACAAGAAUUAAAACAACAGUUCGCCGUGCUUGCGCAGGCUCAAAACGAAUAUAAGCAAGAGUUUCCCGCCCUUUCGCGUGCUCAAAAAGAGUACAAACAACAGUUCGCUGCUCUUAAUGAGGCUCAACAUGAAUUUAAACAACAGUUCACCGCCCCAACUCAGGAUCAACAAGAGUACGAACAACAAUUCGCCUCACUUAACCAAGCUCAAAAAGAAUUUAACCAGCAGUUCGUGGCCCCAGCUCAGACACCACAUGUAUAUAAUCAGCGAUUCACAGUUCCAUCUCAACAGGUAUACAGACAACAGAACACCGCCACUGCCACUGGUCCAAUAAAUUACUCGUACGUGGUCCAGUACCCGGCCACCCAGAUUAAAUCACAAACAGCCGCUGCCGUCCAACCGAAAUUCCAGUACGCCACCAAUCCACUACAGUUCCAAACACAGCAGUACUACAACGCCGUGCCCAGCGGACAGGUCAUCGUCACCGAACAGCCUGCACGCGUCCCAAAGUCAGCAACAAAUCAACCGUCGAAUGGAGUUUUCAUUUCCACCACACCAACCCCAUUGAAAGAAUCGGCCGUCUACAAGUCUGAAUCAACAUCAACACCGAGACAAUAA
Messenger RNA from Metopolophium dirhodum (rose-grain aphid), 1460 nucleotides. RefSeq names its product putative cyclin-dependent serine/threonine-protein kinase DDB_G0272797/DDB_G0274007. The record is from RefSeq and is a predicted model, not a curated record. The coding region runs from base 105 to 1460 and encodes 451 amino acids. The transcript has 2 exons. NCBI's taxonomy places the organism in Eukaryota, Metazoa, Arthropoda, Insecta, Hemiptera, Aphididae.